Molecule: messenger RNA, 1862 nt
Organism: Strongylocentrotus purpuratus (purple sea urchin)
Lineage: Eukaryota; Metazoa; Echinodermata; Echinoidea; Camarodonta; Strongylocentrotidae
Gene: mgat1
Product: alpha-1,3-mannosyl-glycoprotein 2-beta-N-acetylglucosaminyltransferase
Exons: 12
Coding region: 220-1593 (457 amino acids)
Biological process (GO): protein N-linked glycosylation
Cellular component (GO): Golgi apparatus
Molecular function (GO): alpha-1,3-mannosylglycoprotein 2-beta-N-acetylglucosaminyltransferase activity
Source: RefSeq, a predicted model, not a curated record
CGUGUAUAUGUGAAAAAGCCAAAUUGAGUGAGCGACAAUGGGAAUCUCGCUGUCAAAGGAUGGGCCGGUAGACUGACACUUGCUACCCAAUAUGCUCCACUGAAAAAAGCUAUUAAAAAAAAAUCACUGACAUCAACUUUAAGAGGUUCCACCAGCUCGACAGAUAUCAGAUUUAAAGCAUAUGAUACCGAAAAAAGACUGAAGUAGUCCAAUUUCAACAUGAAGCGGCAAAUCACAUGGUUCAUUGGGAUUUUCAUCGUUUGGAACCUAGCAACUUAUUUUCUCUUCACCAGACCAGAUAAUGCUAAAAAUCAGAUGCUUAAGUCUUCCAAGGAGUUAUCAGAGAGGUUGAACAGACUUCAGGAAAGACUCAAGGAUCAGAUGGUCAUCAAUGAAGAACUUCUUCAUGAGAUCGAGCAGGAAAAAGAUAAAAUCAUCCAAAAGAUGAGCAACAAGGAAGAUAUGGAUAACAGGCAAGAACAUCAGGAGCAAGUCAUCCAGGAUCAUGAGAAUAAUGAGAAACUAGCGGAGGAAAUUAAACCCAUUCACCCAUUCCACACCUACACGAUACCUGUCGUUGUCAUUGCAUGCAAUAGACCAUCUGCCAUAAAGCGCAGCUUGAACUCACUAUUAGACACGAGGCCAUCAGCUGAGCAGUUCCCAGUGUAUGUCAGUCAGGACUGUGGUGAUCAGAAGACUGCGGAUGAGAUUAAGACAUUUGGAGACAAAGUUGUUCAUAUGAAGCAACCAGAUCUGAGCCCCAUCGCCAAUCUUCCAGCCAACCAGAAAAAGUUUGAAGGAUACUACAAGAUAUCCAGGCAUUACAAGUGGGCCCUGGAUCAGAUGUUCAUCAGGAAUUCAUUUGAUGCUGUUAUUAUUGUAGAAGAUGAUUUAGAUGUAUCGGUGGAUUUCUUUGAGUAUUUCUUAGCUACUUAUCCACUUCUCAAGGAAGAUCCCACUCUAUGGUGUGUAUCAGCAUGGAAUGAUAACGGGAGGGACUCAAGAAUUGAGAAAAAUCCAGGAUUACUUUAUAGGACUGAUUUUUUCCCCGGCCUCGGUUGGAUGCUGUCAAGAGAUGUAUGGCUUGAGCUGGGUCCAAAGUGGCCAGCUGGGUUUUGGGAUGAUUGGAUGAGACAUCCAGACCAAAGACGAGGUAGAUCCUGUAUACGACCUGAAAUCUCUAGAACAGAUACAUUUGGAAAAACUGGGGUUAGCAAGGGGCAGUUUUUUGAGCAGCACUUAAAGUUCAUCACUCUCAACAAAGAUUUUUAUCCAUUUACUACCAAAGAUCUAUCAUAUUUAUUAAAGAAAAACUAUGAUUCAGCGUUUAGAGAGCGAGUUUACGGAGUAGAUGAACAGACACUUCAGCAGAUAAAGAUGAGUCAGGGUCGAGGACCGAGUGAGGUUCGAGUCACCUACACUGAUAAAACAAGCUUUAAAAGUAUUACAAAGGCAGUAGGCAUCAUGCAAGAUUUUAAGUCUGGAGUGCCAAGAACUGGUUACCUUGGGAUAGUGACCUGCGUCUUCAACGGUCAAAGGGUAUACAUUGCUCCAGUGCAACAUUGGUCAGGUUACAACCCAAACUGGAGUUAACGAAGGCCCAUCUACAGAGGCUAUGCCGUCUAUCUAUCAUCCAUAGGCUGAGAGGGAGAGACAGAAAGAUGUUGUAAUUGUGUGCAGAGUUGAUGGACGUAUACCCUUCUCUUUCUCUUAAACUGUGAAGUUUGAAUUGUGAAAAGAGAAGGACUUCAGGUAUGUGCAGUACUGCCCUUCUGUUUCUCUUAUAGUGGCAUCCAGGAGUUCUAAGGUCUGCGAACGAAGCUGGAGAUCUGUGCCACCUUCCUGGACUUAUGCCUUUCUGU